AUGAGAAGUGGGGAAGUGAGUCUCAUAACCUAUGAGGCGAACAGAUGGCUUGCGGACACGGUCAUUGCGUCGAGGAGGCGGCGGAGAGGCGACAGGAGCAGGUGGCUCAAUAGGGGAAGGACUAGGGACGUCGGCCGUGGAGGAGGGUGGAGCAUCCUCGUCGUCCUCGACCGAAGAGGUAGCUGCAUCGUCCGCGGCGGAAGGGGGACGAGCAGGCGAGGCCGCCGAAUCCGCAGCCGGGGUGGGAGAGCUCACGGUAGCGGGGUUAGUAGAAGAAUUAAGGAGUCCAGGGGCGACAUGUACUAA
Molecule: messenger RNA, 306 nt
Organism: Linum trigynum
Lineage: Eukaryota; Viridiplantae; Streptophyta; Magnoliopsida; Malpighiales; Linaceae
Source: the annotation of a GenBank genome assembly